This is a messenger RNA of Penicillium samsonianum, 1146 nucleotides long. Its product is annotated as F-box protein. NCBI's taxonomy places the organism in Eukaryota, Fungi, Ascomycota, Eurotiomycetes, Eurotiales, Aspergillaceae. Gene Ontology annotation, molecular function: protein binding. The record is from RefSeq and is a predicted model, not a curated record. The coding region runs from base 1 to 1146 and encodes 381 amino acids. The transcript has a single exon.
AUGGGCACCGACACAGCGCACGCGUCGGGUAUCCAUAGUCUCCCAGUUGAACUACUGGCGGACAUCGCCAGGUUUACCGAGUCUCCUGAUCUAUGCGCUCUUCGACUCACCUGCCGAGCGAUGUACCAGAGCAGCCUUCGCCAUUUUGCACAAACUUUUGUGCACACAUUAAAGACCGAUCUUUCACCAAAGUCACUUGCCCGGGUCGAGGAAGCAGUCAAUGAUGAAAUAUUUGCCCCCUGUGUCCGCAAGUUAGACAUCGUCAGGGAUUCAAAAGGUUGUCUGGGACCAUUGUCCCCCGAUACCACAUCAAAAGGAACAUAUAUUCAGGCAUGGCGGGAUGUGAUGAAACGCCUGGUGAACUGCCGAUCUUUCCAGCUGCGCAAUUCAGCCCAUACAACACCCUAUCUCGGCGACGAUGCCAUCACACUUGACGAGGCCACCGGUUUUGUUCUCGAAGCCAUAGCUACCGAAGACAUUCCGAUGGAAUCAUUCUCGGUCGACAUUAUGAAAUUCAGAAGCAGAGCCCACGAGGACAACCUAACGCAAUAUAAUAUCACCGCUUUUGGGAUCCCGGCCUUUACCCACCUCAAGGAACUGAGCCUUGCGAUCCCGGAUACCAAGGCUGAGAAUAUUGAUUGGAUGGCGAAAAUGAUCCAAUGUGCCAAAUCGCUCCGAAAGCUGACGAUCCUUUUUACUUGGAGAUGCGAAUCCACCUCACUUCUCUCUCAGCUUUCGUUUGUUGGAUGCUUGCCGGAACUUGAAGAAUUGACCUUCUCGCGGAUGUCAUUCGCAUCUUCGGCUGCUUUGGGGAUCUUCCUUUACAGUAUUCGGAAUUCUCUGCGCCGUGUUACUUUUCAUUUUGUGCAACUGGAGUUUGGAGGCUGGCGGUCCAUUCUCCGCGAGUUGGGUGGAGGUGUGUACCAACUUGACAGUGUGACUUUGCAUGGUGUACUUGAAGUGAAUAAGUUUCUGAGCUUUCGGAGGACUCCGGAAUACCAACUCAUGGAAAAAUCCCCAGACAAGAGACUAUAUCGUCCGUGGCAAUUGUGCGUUGCUUGUAGGGAGGAUUUGAGCUUCACCUACUCGGGUCCGACUUUACAACAUGUUUUACAGAAAGUGGCUGCCCUUGCAGAGCUAACCUAG